Trichosporon asahii var. asahii CBS 2479 is the source of this 1827-nucleotide messenger RNA. RefSeq names its product methylenetetrahydrofolate reductase (NADPH). Gene Ontology annotation, biological process: tetrahydrofolate interconversion. The coding region runs from base 1 to 1827 and encodes 608 amino acids. The transcript has 2 exons. NCBI's taxonomy places the organism in Eukaryota, Fungi, Basidiomycota, Tremellomycetes, Trichosporonales, Trichosporonaceae. Gene Ontology annotation, cellular component: cytosol. Gene Ontology annotation, molecular function: FAD binding; methylenetetrahydrofolate reductase [NAD(P)H] activity. The record is from RefSeq and is a predicted model, not a curated record.
AUGACGCAUCUCACGGCCCUCAUCGAGUCGCAGAAGGGCCCCGUACACACAUACGAGUUCUUCCCGCCUCGGACAGAGCAGGGCUUCACCAACCUCCUCGACCGUAUCCGUCGCUUGACCCUCCCGCCGCUCCGACCUCCAGUCGCCGUGUCCGUGACAUGGGGUGCCGGCGGCAGCACCUCGGACCGCUCCCUGGAGCUGGCUGACGCCAUCACCAAGAUGGGUGUCGAGGUCAUCCUCCACCUGACCUGCACAAACAUGCCCAAGGAGAAGGUCGAUACUGCCCUUGCUGAGCUUGGUAUUACCAACAUUCUCGCUCUUCGUGGCGAUGCCCCUCGUAGCGAUGAGUACGCGACUGACGCCGACGCGAACAUGGACGAGUUCCAGCACGCCGACGACCUCGUUCGCUACAUCCGCAAGCAGUAUGGUGACUACUUCUGCAUCGGUGUUGCGGGAUACCCCACUCCGCACCCGGACUCUCUUGACGCCGACGACGACCUCAAGUGGCUGAAGGAGAAGUGUGAUGCCGGAGCCGACUACAUCAUUACCCAGCUGUUCUACGACGUGCCCGCGUUCGCCGACUGGGUGCAGCGCUGUCGCCAGGCCGGUAUUGCGCAGCCCAUCAUCCCCGGCAUCAUGCCGAUCCAGAGCUAUUCGUCGUUCCGCCGCCUCAUCAACCUCACAAAGUGCACCGUGCCCGACUACAUCAUGCAGGAGCUGGAGCCGAUCAAGACGAACGACGCCGCCGUGAAGCAGUACGGCGCCUCCCUCGCGACCGAAAUGGUCAAGAAGCUUAUGGCGUCGAAGCUUGUUCCGGGCGUGCACUUCUGCACUUUGAACCUAGAGAAGUCGGUCCGGACGAUCCUCGAGAAUCUGCAGUGGAACUCGAAGAAGGUGCACGACUCGAUCCACUCGUCUCCCGUGAGCCGGCACAACCAGCUGAUCAGCGAGGAGGCGCUGGAGAUGGACGAUGGCGAGGAGAAGGUGCCGCUCGCCGUGUCGGCGGCCGACGUCGCUCAGUGGGUUAAGAACACGCGCGAGCACACUGCCGUCGGCGGCGAGCCGAGCUGGGACGAGUUCCCGAACGGACGUUUCACCGACGUGCGCUCGCCCGCGUACGGCGAGAUUGACGGAUGGGGCAACGGCCUCAAGAUCACGCCUGCCCAAGCGCUCAAGGAAUGGGGCACGCCGGCCACGUUCGAGGACCUCUCCGACAUGUUCACGCGGUAUCUCCGCAGCGACCCGGGAACGCCAACGACCCCGUUCUGCGACAUGCCCUUGUCGCCCGAGUCGCAGACCAUUCUCGACUCGCUCAUCGCGCUCAACGCCCCGGACAAGCGGUACUGGACUGUCGGAUCGCAGCCGGCCGUCGACGCUGCGCGCUCCGAGGACCCGGUGCAUGGCUGGGGCCCGCCGGGAGGUUACGUUUUCCAGAAAGCUUACGUCGAGUUCUUCGUGCCCAAGUCCGAGGUCGAGCGGCUCGAGAAGAAGCUCGCGGGCGAGAAGUCCACGCUCUUCAGCAUGUACGCUGCCAACCGACAGGGAGACACGGCGGGCAACACGGACAAGGAGAGCGUGAAUGCCGUCACGUGGGCUGCGUUCCCGGGCCAGGAGAUUGUGCAGUCGACGAUCAUUGAGGAGCUCUCCUUCCUCGCGUGGAAGGAGGAGGCGUUCGAGAUCUGGGACGAGUGGGCGCGCCUGUACCCGCGCAACUCGCCGGCGCGCAAGCUGAUCGAGAACGUAAGCGACGAGUGGUGGCUCGUCUGCCUGAUCCACCACAACUACAAGGACACGGAGGGUCUGUGGCGCUUCCUCCUCGACAACUAA